Messenger RNA from Hyaena hyaena (striped hyena), 2132 nucleotides. RefSeq names its product epoxide hydrolase 2 (gene EPHX2). Gene Ontology annotation, cellular component: peroxisome. Gene Ontology annotation, biological process: phospholipid dephosphorylation; cholesterol homeostasis. The coding region runs from base 50 to 1717 and encodes 555 amino acids. Lineage: Eukaryota; Metazoa; Chordata; Mammalia; Carnivora; Hyaenidae. The record is from RefSeq and is a predicted model, not a curated record. The transcript has 19 exons. Gene Ontology annotation, molecular function: magnesium ion binding; lipid phosphatase activity.
GCAGUUCCGGGCGCUUGGUGGCAGGCUGGAGGUGCCCGUGCAGGCCGCCAUGGCGCUGCGCGCGGCCGUGUUCGACCUGGAUGGGGUCCUGGCGGUGCCCUCUUUGGCCAGCGCCUUCGGCCGCGCGGAGGAGGAGCUGGCGCUGCCCAGAGGCUUUCUGAAUGAAGCUUUCCGGAAAGGAGGCCCAGAUGGUUCCAGUGCCCGCCUCAUGAGGGGAGAGAUCACAUAUUCCCAGUGGGUCCCACUCAUGACAGCAGACUGCAGGAAGUGUUCUGAAGACUCUGGAAUCCGCCUCCCUGAGAAUUUCUCUGUAAAUCAGAUUUUUGGCAAGGCGGCUGCAGUGAGGAAGAUCAACCACCCCAUGCUUCAGGCGGCUCUUGCUCUCAGAAAGCAAGGAUACACAACCUGCAUCCUCACCAACAACUGGCUGGACGACAGUGCUGAGAGGGGCACCUUGGCCCAGCUAAUGUGCGAGCUGAGGCCACACUUUGACUUCCUGAUAGAGUCGUGCAGGAUCAGAAUGGCCAAGCCUGAUCCUCAGAUCUACAAGUUCCUGCUGGACACCUUGAAGGCCAGCCCCAGUGAGGUGGUGUUCUUGGAUGACAUCGGGGCUAAUCUGAAGCCAGCUUGUGACUUGGGGAUGGUCACCAUUCUCGUCCAUGACACAGACACAGCCCUGAGGGUACUGGAGAAAGUGACUGGGAUGCAGCUUCUCCAAGCUGCAGCUGCUCUGCCAAUCCUGUGCAAUCCCAGCGAUGUGAGCCAUGGCUAUGUGCCAAUAAAGCCUGGGGUGCGUAUGCAUUUUGUGGAGCUGGGCUCUGGCCCUGCUGUGUGCCUGUGCCAUGGAUUUCCUGAGAGCUGGUUCUCUUGGAGGUACCAGAUCCCUGCUCUGGCUCAGGCGGGUUUCCGGGUGCUAGCUCUGGAUAUGAAAGGCUAUGGAGAGUCGUCUGCUCCUCCUGAAAUAGAGGAAUAUUCCUUGGAAGUGUUAUGCAAGGAGAUGGUAACCUUUCUGGAUAAGUUGGGGAUCACUCAAGCUGUGUUCAUUGGCCACGACUGGGGAGGCCUGCUGGUGUGGACCAUGGCUCUCUUCUACCCAGAGAGAGUGAGGGCAGUGGCCAGUUUGAAUACUCCCUUCAUACCGGCAGAUCCCCGCGUACCCCCGAUGGAGAGAAUCAAAGCCAAUCCUGUUUUUGAUUACCAGCUCUACUUCCAAGCACCAGGAGUGGCUGAGGCUGAACUGGAACAGAACCUGAACCGAACUUUCAAGAGCUUCUUCAGAGCAAGUGAUGAGGCUUUUCUCUCUGUGAGCAGAGUCUGUGAAAUGGGAGGACUCUUUGUGAGAACCCCCCAAGAGCCCAGCCUCAGCCGCAUCGUCACCGAGGAGGACAUCCAGUUCUAUGUGCAGCAGUUCAAGAAGUCUGGUUUCAGGGGCCCCCUAAACUGGUAUCGAAACAUGGAAGUAAACUGGCUGUGGGGCUGCACAGCCUUGGGACGAAAGAUCCUGGUUCCUGCCCUGAUGGUGACCGCGGAGAAGGAUUUCGUGAUCACUCCGGAGAUGUCCAAGCAUAUGGAGAACUGGAUCCCCUACCUGAAAAGGGGACACAUUAAGGAUUGCGGACACUGGACACAGAUGGAGAAGCCCACCGAGUUGAAUCGGAUCCUCAUUGAGUGGCUGGAGACUGAUGGCAGGGACCCACCAGUGGUCUCGAAGCUUUAGGGUUUGGUGUGUGCCAGCCCCCAGCAGACCUUCGAGCCCUUCCUCUGUUGGGCUUAGAAUGCAGAGGAAGCCUUUCCAGCACCUCUUGUAACCGGCAGCAACAUUCUAAGGGGGCUUACUUCCAAGGGUGGUUUCCUUUAUGAAGAGAGUCAGGUCUGACAUAAUUUUAGAUGCAGGAAAAAUCAUGUGUGAUUCAUUUUCCAGGUAUGAAGGUGUUACUUUAUCUCUAAGAGCUAGUGUUCUAUAGGGCACAGAAAGGGGUUGGCCAGGGGUGAUUUCUCUUUGACUAACCAAUCAUGGCAUUGCAGCAAAAUCAGCAGUUAAUUUUGAAGCACGUUGGCUGAGAUUGGAACUCAUUGGUUUAAUAAAGUUAAAACAUCCCUGACACUGGCGUUUGUUCUGGGAGGAAGGCAGA